GGGGGGGGGGAGGAGGUGGGAGGGGGUAUGAACGGAGAAGCCGAGGGAGAGGAACACACCUCACUCGUGUUUGAGGAAGGGAAAGGAGGCAUGGCGGGAGGAUACCGGAAGAAGAAGGGCGCUGCGACGAAGAACAAGGCCUUGCACAAGGCGUACCGGACGCGCAACUUUACCGGUGCCAGGACCAGAUCUACGACGACUUGCAGACGGCCAAGCGGGAGAAGCUGAUGAACCAGGCGGUGGACUACGAUCUUCCGGGCAAGGGUCAGUUCUAUUGCGUCUCGUGCGCCAAGCACUUUCUGGAUUUGGGAAAUCUCGAGCAGCAUCGCCGUGGCAAGCCGCACAAGCGCCAGCUGAAGCGCCUCCGCAAGGAGAAGCCGUACACCCAGGCCGAAGCCGACGCUGCUGGCGGCAUGGGCGCCGUGGACAAUGGCAAGGAGGGCCUUGCUCCGGGUCUUCCGGCCAUGCUGGACGAUGCCAAGCGUGCUGCUGCUGUCGAUGCUCUUGAGGCCGUCACAGCGAGCGCCAUGGCCGCCAAGGCCGUCGACGCCCUGCCCUCGCUCGCUCCCCAGCCCGCCAUCCCGGCCUCUGACUUUGGUUCGGGCCCGGCGCUGCUGGCUACUUCGGAGGGGCUCGUUCCGUCGGGCGCCGCCGCCUCUGUUGCUGCCACAUCCGAGUCGUCCGAGAUGUCUUCGAUGGCGAUUGCGUAA
Molecule: messenger RNA, 710 nt
Organism: Thecamonas trahens ATCC 50062
Lineage: Eukaryota; Apusomonadida; Apusomonadidae
Product: zinc finger protein 593
Exons: 1
Coding region: 228-710 (160 amino acids)
Molecular function (GO): zinc ion binding; nucleic acid binding
Source: RefSeq, a predicted model, not a curated record